UCAAUGGUUGGGGUUUGACGAUCGACGGGGGAUGCAUCGACCCGCUGCCAUGCUAUUUGUGGCUGCACUCGGGACAAGCCCAAACGAAGUACGUAAAUGUUGGGUGGGGAGCUUAUUUUGACACCAACGCCAUUAGAGAGCAGCUCAUGACUCUGGUUGCUCCCCUGCGACCUCGCCCAUUAUUACCUCCCAGUGCCCCAUCCACUCGCCUGCUCUGUUGCGUCUGUUCUCACUCUUUCCCUAUCUCUCUCUCUGCUGUAGAAGCCUUUUUUUCCAGACGAAUUUGUCGAUUAGUUCAUUUUUGAGGGAGUGUGUCGCGGCUUGUGCUGCUUGAACUGGCAUCAAAAUUUGUGGGUUUGCGAGUGGGUGGGUAAUAGGCAGCACAGUUGGCUGAUUGCUGUACAUCAUUACAAUUAGACAAAGUGCAGAAUAAGAAGAAGAAGAAGGAGGAGGAGAAGACGAAGACGACGAAGAUCUCUUCUUGCUUCAUUCCUUUGUGAGGUGAAGAGAAAAGCAGGCUCCAAAAAAGCAUCUUCGUCAGGAGUCGAAAGAAGUGGUCUAAUUUGAGAUUAAGGGUCUCUCUGGAAGAGGCUGUAGGGUGGUGGAGAAGGGCGAAGUCCCACCAUGGUGGCCCUCGAGGUGGUACGGCCGGCAUCGGCCGUGAACGAGCUUCAUAAACCCAUGGAGAAGAAGAAAGCUGUGAAUGUCUCUCCUGUGGAAGAGUAUUGCAGCGCUCUAGGAGGCACGGACCCAAUACGUAGCAUUCUGAUUGCGAACAAUGGCAUGGCGGCUGUUAAGUUCAUGCGGAGCGUGCGCUCGUGGGCGUACGAAAGCUUCGGAGUCGAGAGAGCCGUGCUGCUGGUGGCUAUGGCAACACCUGAAGACAUGCGCAUCAAUGCGGAGCACAUCCGCAUGGCUGAUCAGUUCGUGGAAGUUCCCGGCGGCACCAACAACAACAACUAUGCCAACGUACAAUUGAUUGUGGAGAUUGCAGAGAGAACCGGGGUGCAAGCCGUAUGGCCUGGAUGGGGUCACGCAUCUGAAAACCCCGAGCUCCCAGACUCCCUCUUGGCGCGAGGCAUUCUGUUCCUGGGUCCUCCAGCGGGGCCAAUGAGUGCGCUUGGCGAUAAAAUUGGGUCUUCGCUCAUUGCGCAGGCAGCUGGUGUGCCCACACUUCCGUGGAGCGGCUCUAAUGUAAAUGUGCCCUUCGAUGUCUGCCAAGGCAACAUUCCAGACGAUUUGUAUAAAAAGGCGUGCGUGUCUACCACCGAAGAAGCCUUAAUUUCGUGCCAAGAAGUUGGGUACCCGGCUAUGAUCAAGGCCUCCUGGGGAGGUGGUGGGAAAGGUAUCCGUAAGGUGCAUAACGAUGAAGAAGUGAAGGCAUUGUUCAAGCAAGUACAGGGGGAAGUGCCAGGCUCGCCAAUCUUCAUCAUGAAGGUUGCUUCACAGAGUCGACAUCUCGAGGUUCAGCUGCUCUGUGAUAAGUAUGGAAAUGUAGCAGCUCUGCACAGCCGUGAUUGUAGUGUGCAAAGACGGCAUCAAAAGAUUAUUGAGGAAGGGCCUAUCACGAUUGCACCUCCGGAAACAGUGAAGCGAUUGGAACAAGGAGCCUGCCGGCUUGCUAAGUGUGUCAACUAUAUUGGAGCCGCUACCGUGGAGUAUUUGUACAGCAUGGAGACCGGAGAAUUUUACUUUUUGGAGCUUAAUCCUCGUCUUCAGGUAGAGCACCCUGUCACCGAGUGGAUUGCUGAAUUCAACUUGCCAGCAGCUCAACUCGGUGUUGCCAUGGGCAUUCCACUGUGGCGCAUGCCAGAAAUUCGCCGUCUUUUUGGUCAAGGAGGUGGUAGCCACGAUUCUUGGAGGACGGUUGCACAAGAAGCAGUUCAGUUCGAUUUGUCUGAAGUUGAUUCUCAGAAACCUAAGGGUCAUGUUGUAGCUGUGCGAGUCACAAGUGAAGACCCUGAUGAUGGCUUUAAGCCUACCAGUGGCCAAGUGCAGGAACUCAGUUUUAGGAGUAAACCCAAUGUUUGGGCUUAUUUUUCAGUCAAGUCUGGAGGUGGCAUUCACGAAUUUUCUGAUUCUCAAUUCGGUCAUGUUUUUGCUUUUGGAGAAACACGAGCAAUGGCCAUUGCCAACAUGGUGCUGGGGCUCAAGGAGCUUCACAUACGAGGAGAGAUUCGCACCAAUGUUGACUACACUGUUGAUAUCCUCCAUGCGCCUGAAUAUAAAGAGAAUAGGAUUCACACAGGGUGGUUGGAUAGCCGAAUUGCUAUGAGAGUGCGAGCAGAACGGCCUCCUUGGGAAAUAUCUGUCGUGGGCGGUGCUCUAUAUAAAGCAAGCAGACUAAUUGCAGCUCGUGUAACUGAGUACAUUGGAUACUUGGAGAAGGGACAAAUUCCACCUAAGAAUAUUUCCCUUGUCAAUUUAAAUAUUUCUCUGAAUAUUGAGGGGUCCAAGUACAAUUUGGAGUUGACUAAAGGAGGGCCAGGUAGCUAUCUGCUUCGGAUGAACGAUUCUGCAGUGUAUGCUGAAGCGCACACUCUUCGAGAUGGAGGUCUUCUUGUUCAGCUCGAUGGAAACAGUCACGUGGUCUAUGCAGAAGAAGAGGCAGCUGGUACUCGCUUACUUAUCGAUGGACGCACAUGCCUUUUGCAGAAUGAUCACGACCCAUCGCGGCUAAUUGCUGAAACGCCUUGUAAGUUGAUGCGUUUUCUAGUACCAGAUGGCAGCCAUGUAGAUGCCGAUACUCCAUAUGCAGAGGUGGAGGUCAUGAAGAUGUGCAUGCCCCUUAUGAGCCCCGCAGCUGGAACUAUCAAAUUUAGAUUGACGGAGGGUUCAGCUAUGUUGGGUGGGGAUCUCAUAGCCUCAUUGGAACUUGACGACCCCUCAGCUGUAAGGAAGGCUCAGCCUUUUGAGGGCGGCUUUCCACCCUUGGGACUUCCCACUGCCGUUGCCGCUAAAGUUCAUCAACGCUGCGCUGACGCCCUCGAGGCUGCGCGGAACAUCUUAGCUGGUUACGAGCAUGAUCUCGAUGAGGUGGUGAAGACGUUGCUCAGCUGUUUGGAUGAUCCACAGUUGCCCUUACUGCAAUGGCAGGAAUGCAUGGCUGUUCUUGCAACUCGUCUCCCUAAGGAUUUGAAAUCACAGCUUGAUGCAAAAUUCCGUGAAUAUGAGAGCAGUUUCCAGCAGGAUGGAGAGGGAGCGGACUUCCCAGCCAAGGCUCUCACUGGAAUCAUCGAGACGUUCUUGGCGAAAUCCCCUGAGAAGGACCGAGUGACUCUAGAUCGCCUUGUGGAGCCUCUAUUACUUUUGACUAGAUCUUACGAGGGCGGAAGAGAAGGACAUGCUUGUAGCGUUGUUCAAACCCUCUUUAACGGGUAUCUUCAUGUCGAAGAACUUUUUAAUGAGAAUGCGCAGGCUGAUGUUAUUGAAGGAUUGCGGCAGCAACAUAAGAAAGACCUAUCGAAGGUUGUUGAUAUUGUGUUGUCGCACCAGGGUGUUAAGAUGAAAAAUCAGCUCAUCUUAAGACUGAUGGGAGCCCUAGUGUACCCAAAUCCUGCUGCCUACCGUGACCAACUCAUCCGCUUUGCAGAUCUUAAUCAUAGUAACUACUCUGAGCUGGCUUUGCGGGCUAGUCAACUUCUUGAGCAAACAAAACUAAGUGAGCUGCGGUCCAACAUAGCUCGAAACUUGUCUGAAUUGGAGAUGUUUACUGAGGAUGGAGGGGAGGGUCACCACACUGGUAAGCGCCGAAGUGCCAUUCAGGAGCGUAUGGAGGCUCUGGUGGAUGCACCUUUACCUGUUGAAGAUGCCCUGGUGGCCUUGUUUGAUCACAGUGACCACACCUUGCAGCGCCGUGUCAUUGAGAGUUACAUUCGCAGGCUCUACCAGCCAUAUCUUGUGCCUGGCUCAGUGAGGAUGCAGUGGCACCGCUCCGGGUUGAUUGCAACCUGGCAGUUUUGGGAAGAGUAUCCUCCUCCGACCGCCGAGAAGCUUAGGACUGCAAAGGUAACAGAUGAUGACGAUAGUCGAGGUGUUCCAAGGUGGGGAGCUAUGGUAAUUCUCACAUCACUCCAGGUGCUCUCCAAUGCUGUUGGGGCUGCCCUGAAGGACGCAGAAAGCAUUCUUUCACCGACCACAAAAUCAUCUGCAGCUUCCCACCACAACAUUAUAGCUGGAAGCCCCCGUAGGAAUCGGUCAUUUGUCGGUGCUCCAAGUGGAUUCGGCAAUGUCCUACAUAUUGCUCUAGUUGGGAUCAACAAUCCAAUGAGUGCAUUCCAAGACAGUGGGGACGAGGACCAAAUCAAUGAACGAGUUGAGAAGCUGGCCAAGGCUCUGAAGGGUGAGAGCUUGGGCGCCAUGCUUCAAGUAUCUGGUGUGGGGGUGGUAAGCUGCAUCAUCCAACGUGAUGAAGGUCGCGCACCGACCCGCCAUUGCUUCCAGUGGUCUCAUGAGCACCAUUAUUUUGCUGAAGAGCCUCUUUUGCGACAUGUUGAACCACCACUGUCGAACCUUCUCGAGCUGGUCAAGCUGAAGGGAUUCGCAGGCAUGCAGUACGCACCAUCACGCAACCGACAGUGGUACAUUUAUAAUGCCACUGAAGGAAAGACCAGGACUCGUAGGAUGUUCUUGAGGGCUCUAAUUCGGCAACCCAAGGUUAAUGACGAGAGUGUUGGAGAGGAUACACGCGGGAUCACACUAGUCAAGGAUAGUAUCACCCAAUCUCUUCAAGGAGCUCUGGACGAGUUGGAAUUGGCUGUUCAUGAUACCAACGGCAAGGCUGACCAUAUCCAUCUGUAUCUCUGCAUACUCAGGGCGCAGGAGCUUGAUGACUUGAGGAAAGAGAAUGCCAGCGCUACUGACGAAGUUGAGAAAGUAGUACAUGCGUUGGAAGGUUUAGCUCACGAAGUAUAUUCAAAACUGAGGGCACGGAUGCACCGCCUUGCAAUUGCUGGUUGGGAAAUCCGUGUUCGCCUGAAAGAGCUUCAGGCAGCUAAUGGCGCAUGGCGCGUUGUGGUUUCCAAUCCUACUGGCCAUACCUGCAUUAUCCAGGUGUAUAGAGAAGCACAGGAUAAAGAUACGGGUAAGGUGGUGUACUGCUCGCCCUUCGCUUCUAUGCCGGGCUCGCUGCAUGGUGUGCCACUAUCCACUCAGUACAAGUCCUUGGAUAUCAUUGAUCAGAAGCGCCUAGCAGCAAGGCGCCAAAACACAACUUACUGCUAUGACUUCCCCCUGGUAUUUGAGACAGUUCUGCACAAUAGUUGGGCAGAGGCUGCGGAGGUUGCAGUUAAAGUGAAAGAAUCUGAACCAAUUUUCAAGGCUACAGAGCUUGUGCUGGCGGAUUCUAACGGAGGCUGGGAUACUGAACUCGUGGAAUCUGACCGUCUCUCUUCACGGAACAACGUGGGUAUGGUUGGAUGGUUGAUGCACAUGCGCACACCCGAAUUCCCCGAUGGACGGAAAGUGUUGAUUGUCUCCAACGAUGUGACCUUCAGUGCAGGCUCGUUCGGGACCAAGGAGGAUAUGUACUUCAAAGCUAUGACGGAUUUAGCGUGUCGUGAGAAGCUCCCUCUAAUCUAUCUUGCGGCCAACUCAGGUGCCCGCAUUGGCGUGGCCGAAGAAGUUCGUGCCUGCUUUCGCAUCGGCUGGUCUGAAGAAUCGUCUCCUGAUCGUGGUUUCAAGUACUUAUACCUGCGUCCAGAAGAUUACGAGCGCAUGUCGUCCUCUGUCAUUGCCCACGAACUGAGACUUGACUCGGGCGAAGUGAGAUGGGUGAUCGAGGAUGUGAUUGGGAAGGAUGAUGGACUUGGAGUAGAGAACCUUUCAGGCAGUGGUGCAAUUGCUGGAGCAUUCUCCAAAGCUUACCGUGAGACUUUUACACUGACUUACGUGUCAGGGCGAACUGUAGGAAUUGGUGCUUACCUAGCUCGCCUUGGUAUGCGGUGUAUUCAGCGGCUUGAUCAGCCCAUCAUUCUGACUGGCUUCUCAGCACUGAAUAAGUUGCUUGGCAGAGAAGUCUACAGCUCCCACAUGCAGCUGGGAGGGCCUAAGGUGAUGGCUGUCAAUGGUGUUGUGCACCUUACGGUCGCUGACGACCUUGAAGGAGUUUCUGCAAUCUUGAAGUGGCUGAGCUAUGUGCCCUCUCAUGUGGGUGGCCCUCUUCCUUGUCUGCAAUCUGCAGAUCCACCUGAAAGACCAGUGGAGUAUUGUCCAGAAACCUCAUGCGACCCCCGCGCUGCAAUUCGUGGAUUAGACAGUAAUGGGAAGUGGCUGGGUGGUAUCUUUGACAAAGGAAGCUUUACCGAGACUCUCGAAGGCUGGGCACAAACUGUUGUUACCGGGCGCGCCAGGUUAGGUGGUAUCCCAGUGGGAAUAGUAGCAGUAGAGACGCAGACAGUGAUGCAAAAGAUUCCAGCCGAUCCCGGGCAGCUUGAUUCCCAUGAGCGCGUUGUACCGCAAGCUGGCCAGGUUUGGUUCCCUGAUUCUGCUCAGAAGACAGCACAAGCAUUGAUCGAUUUUAACAAGGAAGGCCUGCCCCUUUUUAUCCUCGCAAAUUGGCGAGGAUUCUCUGGCGGGCAGCGUGAUCUCUUCGAAGGCAUCCUGCAGGCCGGGUCUAUGAUCGUGGAGCACCUGCGCGUGUAUCAGCAGCCAGUGUUCGUGUUUAUUCCCAAGACUGGUGAGCUUCGUGGUGGAGCGUGGGUGGUGGUGGACAGCAAAAUCAACUCUGACAAGGUGGAGAUGUACGCCGAGAAGACAGCCAGGGGAGGAGUCUUGGAGCCCGAAGGUAUGGUUGAGAUCAAGUUCCGGAUGCGGGAGCUCUUGGAGUGCAUGCACCGCAUUGACCCUCAGCUCAUAGCUUUGCGGCAGGAAUUGCAGCAGCUUAAGGGUACAGCACCCAUUGCUGCAUCAGAUAGGAUCCAGCAACAAAUCAAAGCCCGGGAGAAGGCACUGACUCCUGUGUACAAGCAGAUUGCAAUCAAAUUUGCAGAGCUUCACGAUACUCCUAACCGGAUGGCCGCAAAGGGGGUCAUCAAGAAGGUUGUGGAUUGGACCGAAUCUCGAAAUUUCUUCUUCCAGCGUUUGAAGAGGAGACUUGCAGAGGAAAGCCUGAUUCGGCAGCUUCAAGCCGCUGGCGGUCAGGAGUUCAGCCAUUCUGCAGCCUUGGCAUUGAUCAAAGACAUCUUCUCGACUACAUCAGCAACUGGUACCCGGGAAUGGACAGAUGACACACAAUUCUUGGCAUGGAGCAAACAGCCAACAGGUUUGGAAGAGCACUUGCAGAAGCUCCAUGCAAAGCACGUUGAGAAGGAGUUAGUGGCCCUGGGAUCCUCAACUGCAGCACUGAAGGCCCUCCCUCAGGGUUUGGACGCACUGCUGCGCUCGGUGGAUGCAUCCACAAGAUCCCAGUUGGUGGAGGAGCUCAAGCGGGCCCUGGAUUCUUUGUCGAAUUGACAAAUGCCAUUGUUUAUACUUCUAUCAGAUGUUAUUUGAUUUCGUAUAUAAUACUCGUUAUUGCUCAUUAGUACUUUUAUUGCCCUUAGCGAGCACCAUCAUUUUUGGAGAUAUUUAGACGCUUCCUCUGAAGAGCGAAGAAAUAAUAUAGUUGAUGAGAGCUAUUGUUGCAGAUUAGAAGAAAUUCUUGAGACUCUGGUUUAACGUCUUUAGAGGAAGAGCCCAUAAACUUGUACCAUUAUUCAUUUUUUCACUUUCUAAUGCACGCUUACUUGAAGUUAACCAACUUUAGCAGAA
Molecule: messenger RNA, 7749 nt
Organism: Physcomitrium patens
Lineage: Eukaryota; Viridiplantae; Streptophyta; Bryopsida; Funariales; Funariaceae
Product: acetyl-CoA carboxylase 1
Biological process (GO): fatty acid biosynthetic process
Molecular function (GO): acetyl-CoA carboxylase activity; ATP binding; metal ion binding
Source: RefSeq, a predicted model, not a curated record